This is a messenger RNA of Paramecium primaurelia, 157 nucleotides long. The record is from the annotation of a GenBank genome assembly. Lineage: Eukaryota; Ciliophora; Oligohymenophorea; Peniculida; Parameciidae.
AUGAAUUUGUAACUCUAAGAAAAAAGGUAUUCCUUAUAAUCAUUAGAUCAGCUACAUGUAACUGAUGGAGAUGAAAAGGUUUCAAAAUAUUCAAUUCGAAUUGGAAUGGGAUUGUAGAUUAAUUGACAAUAUCUAAUUUACUUUUACUUUUUGUUGA